Molecule: messenger RNA, 4840 nt
Organism: Trichomycterus rosablanca
Lineage: Eukaryota; Metazoa; Chordata; Actinopteri; Siluriformes; Trichomycteridae
Gene: sbno2b
Product: strawberry notch homolog 2b
Exons: 32
Coding region: 213-4580 (1455 amino acids)
Biological process (GO): regulation of DNA-templated transcription
Cellular component (GO): nucleus
Molecular function (GO): chromatin DNA binding; histone binding
Source: RefSeq, a predicted model, not a curated record
UCCUGACAUCGCAGGAAGUAUGAAGAAAUAGUCCGUCUAUUCCAACCAAAGUGAGCAGUAAACAAGUAAAUAAAGAGUCACUUUAACUAGAAUAAAUAAUAUGUUAUAGUCUGGAUGUAACCGAAAUAUUUAGGAAUGUGACUGUCUUUAUCUGAAGGACAUGGCAUGUAUAAGACACAAACCUCAGUCAGUGGGUUCCUGACUCUGACCUGAUGCCUUUCUUCUCUGCUUCCUCUGCCAUGGAUGGGCAGAACUAUCCUCAUCCAGAGGGAAUGCAGAUGGAUACUGGAGUAUUAGGGCUGACCCCUUCUCCCAUGGAGAGCUUAUUGUAUUCCUGCACACCAUGUGGUUUUUCACAGACACCUUUUAACACGCAGUGGCCUUUACCUUCUGCAAACCAGCAACUCUGCUCCAGUGGCACUUCAGAGAUGCACAUGGACAUUCUCAGUCCUUCAUCUUUUUCUGACCUGGAUUUAUUACUUCAGGACCUCUCAUGUUUAGACGAUCUGUCCAACACAUCUCUCUUCUCUCCUCCUGACUCCUUCUCUGAGUAUGUAGAUUCAUCGUUGCUGUUGCCUGAAAGCUUGGCAACUGUACCCACCAUAUGGGACAUCAACACACCAGCACAGAAUCCGGAGAAUUCCAACCGGUUCAAGGGUUUAAGCAGUUUGGAGGAUUUCACUGCUAUAAUCAGCACUCCAACCCUGGGAAGCAAACAGAGUUCCCAGGUAAAACAAGAGGAGGAGGAGGAGGUAGAGGAAGAGGAGACUGAGGAGUUGGGUCAUGUCGAUACCUAUGCUGACUAUAAACCUUCUAAAUCCACUAUAGGGAGCUCCCAUCCUGACCGAGUAGUAGAGACCAACACUCUGUCCAGUGUUCCUCCUCCUGACAUCACCUACACCCUCACAAUUCCAGAGUCCAUCAUCAACAGUGCAGUGCUCUCUGCCCUGCAGCUGGAGGCCAUCGUCUACGCCUGCCAACAACAUGAGGUGAUCCUGCAGAACAACCAGAGAGCAGGUUUCCUUAUAGGAGAUGGAGCUGGAGUGGGCAAGGGCCGUACGGUGGCGGGCAUCAUUCUAGAAAACUACCUGAAGGAAAGAAAGAAAGCACUGUGGUUCAGUGUCUCCAAUGACCUCAAAUAUGAUUCUGAAAGAGAUCUGCAUGACAUUGGUGCUAAUAUUCAGGUUCAUGCCUUGAAUAAGAUAAAGUAUGGAGACACAGCUACCUCAGAAGGUGUCCUGUUUGCAACCUACUCAGCUCUGAUUGGUGAGAGCCAAGCGGGAGGCCAGCGUCGUACCAGACUCGAGCAGAUUUUGGAUUGGUGUGGGCCUGACUUUGAUGGAGUCAUUAUAUUUGACGAAUGCCACAAAGCUAAGAAUGCCACGUCCACCAAAAUGGGAAAAGCUGUGCUGGACCUGCAGAACAAGCUUCCUUGGGCCAGGGUGGUGUACGCCAGUGCCACAGGUGCCUCUGAGCCGAAGAACAUGAUUUACAUGAGCCGGCUGGGGAUCUGGGGACUAGGAACACCAUUUAAGACAUUCGAGGACUUUCUCCACGCCAUAGAAAAGAGAGGUGUAGGUGCCAUGGAGAUUGUGGCCAUGGAUAUGAAGGUCAGUGGAAUGUACAUUGCUCGACAGCUGAGCUUCUCAGGGGUGUCGUUCCGCAUCGAGGAGAUCAGCCUGGACCCUGACUUUACACUCGUCUACAACAAAGCUGCUAAACUGUGGGCAGAGGCAUUGGCUGUGUUCACCCAGGCGGCUGAUUUGCUGGGGAUGGUGUCCAAAAAGCCUCUGUGGGGUCAGUUCUGGUCCUCCCAUCAGCGCUUUUUCAAAUACCUCUGCAUUGCCUCCAAGGUGCGCUGUCUGGUAGAGCUGGCCAAGAAAGAGCUGGGGGCUGGCAAGUGUGUUGUUAUCGGGCUGCAGUCGACAGGUGAAGCUCGAACGCGAGAAGUCCUUGAUGAGAACGAAGGACACUUGGACAAAUUUGUGUCCGCCGCUGAGGGUGUGUUUCAGUCCCUGGUUCAGAAGCACUUCCCUUCCGAAAGACAGCGGAGAGAAAAAGGGGCGGCGAACAAGAGAAAACGAAAAACCAGGGGCAGACAGUCGAAAUACCCAAAACAAGGUGCAGAUGCCAAAUCUGUCAUUACGGUCAGUGAUGACAGCAGCACAGAGUCUGACGGAGUGGACAGCGACUCCAACUCUUCUCCUGAUUCAUUACAGGACAACAGCGAUGAUGUCGUCUUCGUAACACAGACCAACUGUGAUGCUGCUCGUUUGGAGAAGAUGAAGCAGGACCUCCUUACUAAAAUCUCUGAGCUUGGGAAAGAACUACCUCUAAACACACUGGAUGAGCUCAUUGAUAAAUUCGGGGGCCCAGAGAAAGUAUCUGAGAUGACAGGGCGUAAGGGACGAGUGGUUCGGCGACCGGACGGGAGUGUGCGAUACGAGUCUCGAGCUGAGCAGGGCCACACCAUCGAUCAUAUCAACAUUAAAGAGAAAGAUCGCUUUAUGACUGGAGAGAAGUUGGUGGCUAUAAUCUCAGAAGCUGCAAGUUCAGGGAUUUCUUUGCAAGCUGAUCGGCGGGUAAAAAAUCAGCGCAGGAGAGUCCACAUGACCCUGGAGUUGCCUUGGAGUGCUGAUCGUGCCAUUCAACAAUUUGGUCGCACUCACCGCUCCAACCAGGUCACAGCCCCAGAGUACAUCUUUCUCAUCUCUGAACUGGCCGGGGAAAGACGCUUUGCUUCUAUUGUGGCGAAGAGACUGGAGAGUCUGGGAGCUCUGACCCAUGGUGACCGAAGAGCUACAGAGUCCAGAGACCUGAGCAAGUACAACUUUGAGAAUAAAUAUGGGAACAGAGCUCUAGAGAUGAUCACCAAAGUCAUUCUAGGUCACACUGAGAGCAAGGUGCUCCCUCCUAAAGGUUAUCCUGGUUGUGAUGCCAUGUUCUUCAGAGACAUGAAACAGGGCAUGAUUGAUGUUGGCAUCUUCUGCAAAGAGCCUCGCUUUGGUCUCAGCACUGAAAAGGACUGCACCAUCACCAAGUUCCUUAAUCGUAUUUUGGGCCUCGAGGUGCACAAGCAGAACUCUCUGUUUCAGUACUUCACAGACCAUUUCGAUUACCUUAUCGAAAAGGAUAAGAAGGAAGGCAAAUAUGACAUGGGGAUUCUGGACCUGGCUCCUGGUAAUGAUGAGAUCUACAACGAGGCUAAGCAGACGUUUCUCACUCCAGGCAACCCUCAAGAAGGCCAGGUCACUCUCCAUAAGAUCAGUGUGGACAGAGGCAUGCCCUGGGAGGAGGCUCUGAAGAAAGCCGAAACACUCAGCGACCCAGACGAGGGCUUCUACAUCUCCCACAGGUUACGAGGGAGUCACCCAUGUGUGCUACUGGCUGAGCAGGGCCGAGGUCACAACCUGGUGGUCUACAAGCCCAAUGUGGGCAAACAGAAGCAACAGGAGAACUUGGAAAACAUCAAGAAGAAGUAUCGCAAGGUGACCCCUGAAGAGGCGAAGGACAGCUGGGAGAAUCAAUACACCUUCUCCUUUAGAAACUGCAGCCAUGCCAACUGGAACGGGCGGUGUAAGAAGGUGGAGGAGAGGCAGGAGUGUUUACAGGGCAUGCGUUUGAGGCAGUACCACGUGCUGUGCGGAGCUCUGUUGUGUGUGUGGAAAAGCGUGGCCGAUGUUGUGGCUGAUGUCACUAGCUCUAGCAUUCUGCAGAUUGUCCGUCUGAAAACCAAGCAGCACAAACAAGUGGGUAUAAAGAUUCCGGAGAACUGCGUGGUCUUGGUACGAGAGGAGCUGGAGCGAUUGGAAAAGGAGGUAAAGAAGAAGCGGCAGGUGAAAGAGCUGCAGGCUCAGGAGCAACGCAAAGCCGAGCAGUGCCAAAGGGUUUUACAGGAGAGCAAUUUUUCUGUACUCUACCCACAGCUUCCUCAACUCUCCUGUCUGACCAACCUGGCUUCAUUUUACAGUUUGCCGGUUUCACUCGCCACAUUUCCUAACCUGUCCUCUAUUAAGAACCCCACAGACGGAGUGCUGGACCUAACAGUGCGAGGUUCUCCUCGUACCAUGCCAGACGGUCUGUCUGCGCCUGCUGCUGCUGUUAUAGAAAACUUCAGCAUGGAGGCUUUUACACAAAAAGAGCAACAAAAACAACAGCAGCAGAAUGAGAGUCAGCACGUUCUGCAGGACUCCACAGCACAGGAUUUCUUUGACUUCCUUAAUUCACUGCCUGACACAACGGCCUGCCAUUCAACGGUUGCUCCAUCAUCAUCACUUUCAUCAUCGUCAUCACCCGAGUCUUUAUCCACAGUAAUACCCACAACAAAAAGCCAUUUUCCCACCACUGUCACCUCUUCCUCGUCGUCUUCAUCUCUAUACACCCCAACACUCACACCAUCCUCCUCGUCCUCUUCACUGUCGCUCUUCUCUCUCUCACCGCCGGACCAGCACUCGUUCCCAAACUGCAGCGAUGAUGGCAUUGAUGUCAAGGAGGUUCUGAGCAACAUGCUGCGUGGUGGCACAGACUCACGCCAGUCUGUUAUUCACCUCGGACUACCUGAAUCAAACCACCCGUCCUAAAUGCUUCUCAGGCUCAUUACUGCCCCACCUGCCUUCCUUCAUACACUAGUUAUAUUACUCCACUAUGAAAAACUGUUGGACAUCUUAAUCAUAAUUUGAAGAGCUGGGUUUUUUUGGUUUAAUUAUGUAUAAAUGUAUAAAACAGAGGAAAAGACUAAAGCUUAGUUUUAAUAGCAACAGAAUGGAUGCUUCUCACCUGUCAACACAGAAAAAAUUUGUAUAUAUAAAUAAAUGAAAUCUUUUCAAGCGGAAAAACUAUG